UGUUUCGUUGGCGUAGAUAACAAUUAGCAACAAUUGUUGAUAAUUGACUAAUUGCAAGAAGUCCGUUAUUUGGUUAUUUCUAAAUUGUAUCUUCAAAAUCAAGAUAAAGUCGUCUUAAGUGUAACGUAGAGUUAGGUGAAUCUACAGAAAUCUGUGUUGAACCAAUGUAUCUAAUAGCAUUGCUCAACAAGAUAAUUUACAGAUUAAUCGUUAUAGCAUUUUGAAGUAUCCACCAACUGCGCUGCAAGUUGCAAUGGGCAAAGAUCAAGAUCUGCUGGAAGCAGCACGCAUUGGAAAUAUUGCUGUAGUCGGCAAAAUUCUUGAGCAGAUUACAAAACGCAGCAGUGGGCCUUUCUCAAGCUUUCGUCGCAGUCCAUGUAUAAACAGUCAAGAUGUUAAUGGAUAUACCCCACUACAUCACGCCUGUCUGAAUGGCCACAUCAACAUCGUGCGUAUCUUAUUGGCUCAUAAUGCUGUACCUGACAUGCCAGACAUAAGAGGCUCAACUCCAUUGUAUUUAGCAGCAUGGGCAGGUCAUGAUGAGAUAGUUAAACAACUAUUACUGCAAACGCCCAAAGCAGCUAAUCCAAAUGCGCAGACUAUUGAUAAUGAAACUCCACUGCAUUGUGCCGCACAACACGGCCACAACACUGUUUUAGCCAUUUUGCUUGCCUACGGCGCGGAUCCCACUGUCCGCAACAAUAGUUUUCAAACUGCACUAGAUCUAGCAGCGCAAUUCGGACGGUUGCAGGCAGUUCAAACACUAAUACGUACACAUCCAGAACUUUUGGCUCCUUAUCGCUCGUCUGGUAGUAAUACACCCUCCAGCCCGGUAGCUGAGUGCACCCCAUACACCAUUUCGCCAUCAACACAUCUCUUUACUCACACAUGUUUGCAUUUAGCUAGUCGUAAUGGACACAAAAAAGUAGUAGAAGCGCUACUAGCCGCUGGAGUGGACGUUAACAUUAUGACGAAUUCGGGAACUGCUCUGCACGAGGCAGCACUUUGCGGCAAAAAAGCUGUGGUCAAUGUUCUAUUGCAAGCUGGUAUCAAUCCAAAUGCUACUGACGGUGCAGGUAACACAGCGCUUGAUUUGCUUAAAGACUAUCCACCUCACGUUACCUAUGAAAUUGUGUGCGCAAUAAAAGAUUUUUAUAAAGACGCUUCGAAUGGCACUCAUUUUAAACCAAUUAACGAGCUUAGCGAUGCGGAUGAUCAUGAACGCAGCGAUAGUUCCAUCUCGCCAGUGCCAAAUGUGACCUUCGAUCGAAGGACUAACGAACAAAAAGUCAGUGCCACAUCACACAAGGAAUUUCUAAUGCCAAAGACGUAAGACUGGGAAAGAAUGAAUGGCACAUUUGUGUAUUGUACCUCACACUCAGAAUGCUCCAUUUGAUGCACCCAUUGUCCACGACCAUUAUCAUAAACUUGACAUAGAUUUGUCAUUAAACAGCUACUCGUAUCCUAUCGCUUGAGAUGCAACCCAGCACUAUAAUCAAUCUUUGUAUGGUAUUAACUAUGUGAUUGCCGAAGCUUUAUUAUUAUUUACAUACAAACACCUACUUAUAAACAUACAUAUAUUUACCCGAUCAUGCAUAUAAAUGGCAACCAUUUAUUCAAAACUAACCAAAGUUAUGUA
This is a messenger RNA of Rhagoletis zephyria (snowberry fruit fly), 1639 nucleotides long. Its product is annotated as ankyrin repeat and sterile alpha motif domain-containing protein 1B-like. Gene Ontology annotation, molecular function: protein binding. The record is from RefSeq and is a predicted model, not a curated record. Lineage: Eukaryota; Metazoa; Arthropoda; Insecta; Diptera; Tephritidae. Gene Ontology annotation, cellular component: cytosol.